Molecule: messenger RNA, 259 nt
Organism: Racocetra persica
Lineage: Eukaryota; Fungi; Glomeromycota; Glomeromycetes; Diversisporales; Gigasporaceae
Source: the annotation of a GenBank genome assembly
AUAUUCACAACUGGACCUGAAAUGUUAUUGCGACAUCAUGGAGUUGGCUUAUUUUAUCUUGCAUGCUCACAGUGUUUUGAACUUGAGCACAAAUUUAAAGAGUUAAACCGGCAAAGAACGAUCCAUUCUGAUUCUGAUGGAAAAUUAAUCAUUCACGUUGAUAUUCCUGAUAGAAAGGUAGAAGUGAAGCGUGAGAUUAUGGAAAAUCUUCAUGUGGAUCCCGUGCAAUUACGAUCACACCUUAGACUUCAAGCUGCUA